Molecule: messenger RNA, 1740 nt
Organism: Uloborus diversus
Lineage: Eukaryota; Metazoa; Arthropoda; Arachnida; Araneae; Uloboridae
Product: vesicular glutamate transporter 1-like
Exons: 13
Biological process (GO): neurotransmitter loading into synaptic vesicle; synaptic transmission, glutamatergic; transmembrane transport
Cellular component (GO): excitatory synapse; synaptic vesicle membrane
Molecular function (GO): L-glutamate transmembrane transporter activity; neurotransmitter transmembrane transporter activity
Source: RefSeq, a predicted model, not a curated record
AUGACGCGUCUUCUGUGAUCAAUACCUAAGAAGCAGGAAGACGAGAAGGGGUUCGUGAAGCAGGACGAGCUGGACGAGGAGUACUACGGCGGCGAUCUCCCCAAGCACAAGCAGAGCACCUCCCUGGCCCACUACUUCGAGCCCAACUGUCCUUGCUGCCGCAACAUGACGAAACGAUACACCAUCGCCAUGCUCAGCUCCAUAGGCUUCAUCAUCAGCUUCGGCAUCCGAUGCAACCUCGGGAUCGCCGUCGUUGCCAUGGUCUCCAACAGCACGGACAGCCCUGUACCGGAGUUUGAUUGGACUCCUGAAACUAUUGGCAUCAUCGAUUCUUCCUUCUUUUGGGGCUACCUAAUAACGCAGAUUCCUGGUGGAUUUUUAGCAGCCAAGUAUCCAGCCAACAGGGUAUUUGGUACGGCAAUAUGCGUCUCGUCUAUUCUGAAUAUGCUACUGCCGGGAGCUGCAAAAGUACGUCCAGUGGUGGUCAUCAUGGUCAGGAUAUUACAAGGUCUGGUAGAGGGAGUGACGUAUCCGGCCUGUCACGGGAUGUGGCGUUACUGGGCCCCGCCUAUGGAGAGAAGUCGGCUGGCCACGCUGGCGUUCUGCGGUUCUUAUGCCGGAGCGGUAGUGGGUAUGCCUUUAUCAGGGUUCCUGACGGAUUUGGCUGGCUGGCAAGCGUGCUUUUAUUUCUAUGGUUUUGCUGGAGUGGUGUGGUAUGGCUUCUGGAUGUGGCUCUGCUUUGAAAAACCCUCAAAGCAUCCAACAAUUUCCCAAGCAGAGCUGAUCUACAUUGAAAAUAGCAUAGGGAAAGUCUCGCACUCGGCACCUACGCUUAAAACAACCCCUUGGAAAGCCAUGUUCACAUCUAUGCCUGUGUACGCGAUCAUCGUGGCCAACUUUUGCCGUAGCUGGACCUUCUACAUGUUGCUCAUUUCGCAACCUAUGUACCUCAGACACGUCUUCAACUUCAAUAUUGAUGAGUCUGGUAUCCUCGGAGCGCUGCCCCACCUUCUGAUGACUAUAGUGGUGCCGUUUGGAGGACAACUGGCUGAUUACUUGAGAAGACGGGAAAUCCUGACUACUACGUCUGUCAGGAAAAUCUUCAAUUGUGGAGGUUUUGGACUAGAAGCGGCGUUUUUGCUCAUCGUUGCGUACACUAGAAGCACAGCGACCGCUUUGAUAGCUUUAACUCUUGCAGUAGGAUUUAGUGGAUUUGCGAUUUCAGGCUUCAACGUGAACCAUCUCGACAUCGCUCCCCGAUACGCGAGCAUCUUGAUGGGAAUGUCAAACGGGUUUGGAACGCUGUCCGGAAUGAUAUGCCCCAUUGUUGUCGAGUCACUUACACUUCACGAAACUGCCGACGAAUGGCAGAAGGUAUUCCUUAUCGCCAGCAUGAUCCACUUUGGCGGGGUAACCUUCUAUGCCAUCUUUGCAUCGGGAGAAAAGCAGCCUUGGGCAGAACCGCCGGCCGAGGCAGAGGGACCAUCUUGGAACCCGCUGGAGAACGCUUUCAAGGAAGUACCCGGAUCCACGCAGAACGGAGGGGUGCCUUCGGCCGAAGUCACCCUCCCGCUAUCCGAGACCCACCUCCCUUCAUACGGAUCCACCGAGGCCGUUCCGCCCUCGUACGGAUCCGACUAUUACCAGCAGCAACCGGUCUACGAAACCAGGCAGGAAAUGGUGCAACAGCCAUCGACCGAUCGGUACAUGCACGGUACCAUCGAGGAUCGGGAGUACUAA